UAUAACACAAUCACUUCUGCCUCAUCAACAACCAGACAUGCGUCCUCCCGUGCUGUUAUUUCUGUUUUGCCUCGGCCUUGCGGUCGCCCAACACAAUCAACCGUAUCCAGUGACAACACCGGUGCCUAUUUUAAAACAAAUAAACAAGCACAACGAGGACGGUAGCUACAGUUACGGCUUCGAGGCUGCGGACGGCUCGUACAAGAUCGAGUCGAAAUAUCCGACCGGCGAGGUUUACGGCAAGUACGGCUUCGUGGACGACACCGGGAACGUACGUGAGAUCGAGUACGGAGCAUCCAGGCGCGGCUUCGAGCCGGUCGGUCCUGGGAUAAACGUGCCCCCGCCGACCUUGACCGGCAACAGCAUCGCCGGUACGAAAGAGCCCGACGACGACGGACAGUACCGGGAGGACCCGUCGGUCUAUCAUACCGAUCCGCGUUUCACCAACGGCGAGCGCUACGACCCGAUGCCUAAGUACAAACAACAGUCGCUCGUCUACAAUCAGCAGUUCGCAUCGGCAUCGCCAGCUUACAGCCAGCCGACGAGGUAUAACGCGCCCGUCAAUUAUCAGCAGGCGGCCGCGAGCCCGCGGUUCCAGCCGGAAUAUCAGCCGCAGUACCGAUCGCAUUAUCAAGGUCAGCAACUACGAUCCGCGUAUCCUUCGCCUGCGAUUCCAGCCGGACCGCAAGGACACGCCGCGACCAAUAUCAACAUGAACGCCGACUUGGCAUCCUACACGGUUAAUUACAAGUGAUGCGAAGAGAGAGAGAGAAAGAGAGAGAGAGAGAGAGAGAGAGAGAGAGAGAGAGAGAGAGAGAGAGAGAGAGAGGAACGAUUUGGAAGGAGAAGGAAGAGAGAGAAGGGGGAAAGCGUGUAUAUAAGGCCACAUUAUUUAUAAGUAUUCCGAGUCGUUGUUGUAAAUGUUCUCUUAAGUGUCGCAUGUUUUACUAAUCAGCGCGGCCGAUGUUUCGACGACGCGCCGCGUUAUCUUACGAUUAAUUAGCAUUAAUUUAGCAAUCACGGCACGACAAUGGUGUCGACUUGCGAUCAAUUUAGAUUAUCCUCGCUCUGUCUUUCAUUUUCCGUUCGAGUUCCCAGUGGAACGAAACUUUCUACCUCUUGUGUUGUCUCUGACUUGUUUCCUCUACCUCUUCCGCUUCGGGAGCUUCUACCUCUCUCUUGUCGAGAAAUUCGAUGUGUAUCGCUUUUCUGUGAUUUACUUUACUUCCGCUUUCUUAGCUCGCUUCAUAUAUCGAUUGCAUUCCCUCGUCCGCACGGAGAGAAAAAUAUUUGGUUGAACGAAAGAACUUUUUGGCGAACGACUCAGAAAUUCCGAUUGAAGUUGUCAGAAUUCAGUCAAGAUUUCUGGUUGACUUAAGAGAAUUCUGGUACUUUCAAUGGAAAUUUCUGAGUUUGCACUUCACCAGGAAAGCGGUCCACUCAAUUACCACAUUCUUUUUCUGCGCGAGAUGCUUUCUCUCACUCGCAGUGUGGACGCGUGGAAUCAACUUGCGCGGCGUCUGCGAUCGCAAAGAGUUCUUGAGUAACUUGGGAGAAGUUCCACCUACGUACUUCAGCGUACGAUAAAGCGCACUUGUGCAUGUGAGAUGCGAGUUUAUCGUGUACAAUGUUGCGCGAGACAGUCCGAGCAAACAGGAUGUAACCGCGAGGUCAACAGAGUUCUCGACGACCCCGCGAAAGUGAUUGAACGACUCGAGUCGACCUUGCGAUGAUGUUGAGAACCGCACAGAACCGAGAAACCUGUCCGGUUUGUGAAGCAAUACUCGGCAACGAAUUCCAGUUGCACGCGCCAGACGCGUGCCCUAUUAAUACAGGCCCCAGAGUGUCCACUUGAUGUGGCUGAAAACGCAGGUAAUCUUUUUCUCUCGCAUAUAAAGAGCGCCGUCGGGCUGUUCUCGACACACCCAAGAAUUUCACCCGCACUCUUAAUCGUUACGUAACGCCUGCAGACACCUACAUAGCUGCUACCUUUCGGCCUUUCGCACGUGCGUAAAAUCAAAAUUCACACGCAGCGACGCAGCGGAUUUCCGGCCGCGAUAUUUUCCAGCCCAUCAAUUGCCGUCUGAGUACUUACGCUCGUCGCAACAAGAAGCUGCAAGGCGGUACGUUAAAUUCAACUUCUUCUGCAAAAGCAGACACGAAUAACGUUACUAUAGUUUCUGCAAGUUUAAUCCGUUGUACUUUCUCUCUCUCUCUCUCUCUCUCUCUCUCUCUCCCUAUCCGUGUACGUACGUGUGCGAUGGAGAUUGUGAGUGCAAGAUUACAGAAUCGUAACCACGUUGACACUCGCAACGUACUCGACGAGAGUUACGUCGGAGAUUACGCGCUUCGGAACAAUACGUAAUGAUAAUGAAGAAAGAAUGAAAUGAGUUCUGUGAUGUAUGAGGAGGGUAAAAUAUGAAAUAAAAGCCACCGUAUAUAAUGCGCACCCUUGCUGACUUUUUCGCUGAGGUAUCGAUUCAAUGACGAUCAAGCAUGUCUCGUGCAUUCACGCGUGGGCACAGCGGAAACUGCCGGCUGUCGUGUCGCCUUCGCGUUCUAACUUCUGGCCUGAUCCUAAACCGCACGCAUAGAGGUUACACGUCGCGCAUACCUGACACGUG
Messenger RNA from Harpegnathos saltator (Jerdon's jumping ant), 2624 nucleotides. It is a transcript of the gene CPR27, whose product is annotated as cuticular protein 27. The coding region runs from base 38 to 754 and encodes 238 amino acids. Gene Ontology annotation, cellular component: chitin-based extracellular matrix. NCBI's taxonomy places the organism in Eukaryota, Metazoa, Arthropoda, Insecta, Hymenoptera, Formicidae. The transcript has 4 exons. Gene Ontology annotation, molecular function: structural constituent of chitin-based larval cuticle. The record is from RefSeq and is a predicted model, not a curated record.